UUGUUUGCGAAUCUUUCGUCAUUACACAAUAUGAUUAAAACUGCAUCUUGGGCACCGCUUUUCAUAAAACAGCCGCUCAGAAACAUGUUUUUCCAGGGAGAAUGCUGUCGAUCAAGACAUUGUGCACAUUGACCUGCCUUCACAGAGCCUUGGAGUUCAGACUCGACUCCUUUUCCUCUUUCGACUCCCCAGCGCUCCCAGUCGGGGCCGAGAGUUGUCCGCCAUUAAAGGACACGACCCGUGUAGUCAAACAGAAAAACUAAGACAUUGCUGAGAAGUGGAAAGUGUUUCGUCUUCAAAUUGUGCUUUUGUUUCCACUUUUAAACUAUUGUAAUGCGCGAAGUCCAGUGUGGAGGCCGAAAAAAAGAUGUUUGGGUUUUUUUUACUGAAUACUUUUAGUCGACUUGACUGCUUGCCAACCAGUUAGCUAACAGGCUAACGCUAGUGGGCUAUCUGAUAAUUUGCUGCUCAGUAAAGGGGGAGGGGUGUUUUACAUUUAACGGUUUAAUUCAUCUGGUUUUAGUGACUACAUUAUAUCUAGAAAGUCGGUCGUUUCUCGUAUAGCUAGCAAGGUUUCUGUCGCAGCCUUUUAUUUUUGUUUUUCAUAGUAACCAAGUGCCUGACGUUAGCGAGUUAGAGAGACUGGAGCAUUUAAAGAGUUUGUUACCUAGCUACACGCUAGCUAGCUCGCGGCUAGCCAGCCCGAGACGUCCUGAGUGAUUGUUUGAGGUCCUCGCGAGCUUGUUCUCGGCGCGGUAACGACCGCUCAGCUCGCGUCUCCUCCUGUGUGAAAUAAUGGCGAGACGGCGUUCACCGUGAGGAUGAGUUCUUGUUUGGUGGCCAACGGGGCGAGUCUGGAGGACUGCCACUCCAAUCUGUUUUGCCUGGCUGACCUCACAGGCAUCAAAUGGAAGUGCUUUGUGUGGCAGGGCCCCACCUCGUCCCCCCUCCUCUUCCCGGUGACAGAAGAGGACCCCAUCCUGUGUAGCUUCAGCCGCUGCCUCAGGGCUGACGUGCUGAGUGUGUGGCAGAGGCACCAGAGCCCUGGGCGCCGUGAGCUCUGGCUCUUCUGGUGGGGGGAUGACCCCAACUUUGCCGAACUCAUUCACCCUGACCUCUCAAGUAUGUCCCUUCCCUUCAGCUUACCACAGCUCCUUACAAUUGUGGCAAUUCACCCCUUACCAGGUAACGAGGACGGCUUGUGGGAGAGCGGCCUGACCUAUGAGUGCCGCACACUGCUCUUCAAAGCCAUACACAACCUGCUGGAGCGUUGUCUGAUGGCCCGCCGCUUCGUACGUGUCGGCAGGUGGUUCGUCAGGCCCUACGAGAAGGACGAGAAGCCCAUCAGCAAGAGUGAGCACCUGUCCUGUUCCUUCACCUUCUUCCUGCACGGCGACAGCAACGUGUGCACCAGCGUGGAGGUCAACCAGCACCAGCCUGUGUACCUGCUGAGUGAGGAGCACCUCACCCUGGCCCUGCAGAGCAGCAGCCCAGUGCGGGUUAUUCUCAGUCCUUAUGGUCUGAGCGGGACUCUGACGGGUCAAUCUUUCAAGCUCUCAGACCCGCCGACUCAGAAGUUGAUCCAGGAAUGGAAGCAGUUCUAUCCCAUCAACCCGGGUGCCAAUCAGGCAUCUGGGGGAGACGAUCCGGACUGGGAAGAUGAGUCCCUGGCUGCCGUGGAAGUUCUUGUCGCCGGGGUGAGAAUGGUAUAUCCAGCUUGCUUGGUGCUGGUGGCCCAGUCAGACGUGCCAGCCAGUGUGGCCACGGUGAGCUCCACUGGUGGGACUGGGGCAUGCGCCACAGUCCAGGCCACUUACGCAGGGCACACAGAGCCUGUCAUUUCCUCGGUUACCCUGACCCCACCCACAUCACCAGAGGAGGUCCAGAAAGUGUCUCAGCUGGCUUCCAGGUGGGCAAAGCCCUCUGUGGUGGUAGACAGCUCCAACGCCAGCCGCUUUGGUCGUCACGGAGACAAGGUCCCACGCCAGCUGGCCAGGCAGUUAGUGGAGACCGUGUGGCAGGAGUGUAGUGUGAACCGGGCUCAGAACAAGGGAAAGUUCUCAGCUGUGACCAGCGCCCUGUGUAAGGAGAAGACGACCAGAGUUUGUGUUUUGUGGGAUUUUGUCGAACCCCAUCAAAGAACGCACUGCAGUUGCAUAAGACAGAGAAACUGGAAGCAGCAUGCAGGCAGCGCGCCGGGGCACCCGCCCUCUCUGCCCCCCCCCAGGUACAAGGCCACGGACAAGAUGGAGAAGGCGGAGAAGCAGCAGAAGAGAGCCCAGACGCCCUUCCACCACCGCAGCUGUACGGGCCAGGACCUGAGCCUGCGUGACCCGGAGGUCAGCUGCUACCCGGGCCUCCGCUCCGCAGACGUGUCUUUGAGCAAAGUUCACACGGUGCCCAGCGACAUGGCCGGCUCCCCCCAGCCUCCACCUCUGAGCCCGCAUCUCUGCGAGCGGGAGGAGGAGGAGGCAGGGGAGAUGAAACGUUCCUCCACCCCCCUCCGCCAGCAGUUUUACCCUCCCUCCACGGAGCCCUGUCUGCUGCCUCAGAAAAGCCCGAACGGGUCUGCCCUUUACCCCGCUCCCGUGGACUACCCGUCUGCUUACCCAGACUCCGUGGAGCCCACCACGUACAUGGGCGCUGCCGUCAACCCCGGCGAGGAUGUGGCUCCCUGGACGUACUUCAGGCUGCCCAGGAGGCGAAGCGCAGACCUGCAGCCACCGCCACUGCCUGUGGACAGGCUGAGGCAGGACGCCGCCGCAGCGCCCGACGGCCUCGUGUCUGCCACAGAGACAAUGUCCUCCACUGCAGGGCCUCUGAAGGUGUCAGAGGAGAGGGUGAGGAUGUACAUUCAGAAGAAGCGCUGCCUCUCAGCAGCUGUGGGUGAGGGAGACCUCGAGCUGGACACGGACCCCUAUGCCUUUGUUGAGGAGGAGUUCACCUUCACUGAUAAAGAGAGGAGACCUGGAGCAGAACCUGGCAAAAGAAAGAAGAGGGAUGAUGGUAGUACUUCCUCUGCUGACGAUGCCCCUGAGUCAGGCGGGGGUAAACCUCUCCUCUCUACCAGCCUGAUCCACGAGACCGAUCUGGCUGUGUCCAUUAAUGACCUGGACAAUCUCUUCAACUCCGACGAGGAUGAGCUCAUGCCUGGAGCCAGAAGAGCAGGAACAGAGAAGUUUGGUGGCAAAGAGCCCAAAGCCACAGCAUCUGACGGCCUCUCUUGUAUAAGCUCUGCCGACCUCCAUCAGAUGUUCCCGACACCUCCGUCCCUGGAGCAGCACAACGUGGGCUUCUCCCCGAUGAACGUGGGUGGUAAUGAGUGCGGCUCCACUGACGGCGGGCCGCCCGAUGGGACCAUACUGGGUGGUGCCUUCAAAAUGGAGGUGGACGAGAGCCUCUGUAGCCCCCGACCCUCUGAGGUGAAGGACUUCUCUUUCGUGUUCAAGCCAGAGUUGUGCCAGGCAUUUGUGGGCUGCUCUCUAUACGCCCCUCUGAAAACGCUGCCCAGCCAGUGCCUGCUGCCCAUCAGGCUGCCAGAGGAGUGUGUGUACAGGCCCUACCUCGGCAAGGACAGCAGCGUUCCCAGCGUGGGCAGCGGCGUGGAUCCAGACUACAGCCAGACAUACACCCCCCAGACACACACGCCCUUGUUGUCCAACAGCGCCCCGCCCAGCAACAGCGGUGUGGGCAUCCUGCCAUCGCCCGCCACUCCUCGCUUCUCCGCCCCCACCCCGCGCACACCCCGCACCCCACGCACGCCCCGCGGGCCGGCCAGCGUCCAGGGCUCGCUGAAGUGUGAGAGCUCGGAGCCGUACUCGCCCGCGUCUACGCCGUCCACGUGCCGGCCACUCAGCUCGGUGGAACCAGCCACGGCGCACAGCCUAUACGUCACACUCAUCCUGUCUGACUCGGUCAUGAAUCUGUUCAAGGACUGUAACUUCGACAGCUGCUGCAUCUGCGUGUGCAACAUGAACAUCAAGGGCGCAGACGUGGGCAUGUACGUCAGCGAGCCCACCCUGGACCCGCAGAGCUCUGCCCCCGACCCCUGCUCCUGCGGCUUCAGCGCCGUCGUCAACCGCCGCUACGGCAACGGCGCCGGCCUGUUCCUGGAGGAUGAGCUGGACAUCGUGGGGCGGGGCUCAGACGCCGACCGGGAGAUGGAGAAGCAUUUUGAGGCUUUGCACUGCACCUCCUCCCCCAUGCACGUAGGUGGCACUCAGAUGGAGAGCCUCCCCCACGAGCUGCUCCUCCUGCUGCAGGAGCGCUGCGCCAACCCCUUCCCGCCCCUCGCCAGGCCGGAGCCGGCUGGCGAGCGGCCCCCACCCCCCCGGCGUCUGGAGGAGCGAGACUACCACAGCGACUGCUACGUGGCUCUGGAGCAUGGCCGCCAGUUCAUGGACAACAUGUCCGGCGGGAAAGUGGAUGAGAACCUGGUGAAGAGCUCCGGGCUGCAUCCCUGGGCCAAACACGAUGCCGUGGACGUGAGCUCACUCUUCUCUCAGGAUGUACUGCGGAUGCUCCUGUCCCUCCAGCCUGUGCUGCAGGAUGCCAUCCAGAAGAAGAGGUCCGUGCACUCUUGGGGCGUCCAGGGUCCCCUUACCUGGCAGCAGUUCCACAAGAUGGCUGGCAGGGGAACCUACGGCACCGACGAGUCUCCCGAACCCCUGCCCAUCCCGACCUUCCUGGUCGGGUACGAGUACGACUUUGUGCUGUUGUCUCCCUUUGGCCUGCCCUACUGGGAGAAGCUGCUCCUGGACCCCUUCGGCUCUCAGAGGGACGUCGGUUACGUGGUCGUGUGUCCUGACAGCGAUACUCUGCUCAGCGGUGCCAGGACUUUCUUCAGAGAGCUGACGGCGACGUAUGAGGCAUGCCGGCUCGGCCGGCACAGGCCCGUCUCGGCAGCUCACGCUGACGGAAUCGUGACGGUGGGCAGCGGUGCGGUCGGGCCCCCCGUGGACCUGCCCCUCACCGACUGGUUCCUCAGGAUGUCUAGCAACAGCAGUGGCGGCGAGUCUUUGGCCAAACUGAGGCUCUAUGCUGAAGCGUGCCGUCGUGACCUGGGGCCAUACCUGGCAGCUCAGUCCCUCGACAACUCUCUGCUCACCCAGCGGAACCCUUCCUCCUCCUCCUCCUCCUCAUGGUCCUCGCAGCCAGCGAGCUCCAGUUCCAGUUCCAGUUCCGGUGUUGGCAGCACCACCCCAGCCUCCACCUCUAACCCUCAGGGUGUGGGAGGGUCAGCGCCUGCCAAGCCCGCCUCUCUGCCUGCCGUUGGCGAGUCGGGUGUGCUGGGCACUCAACAGGCUGCAGCCCAAGGGCCGGGCACUGCGGGGGACGGGGCAUCGGCCACCUGCCAGACUCAGCCCCAACCGGAGCCUCCCGAGAGCACUAUGGAGCGGGAGGCGGUGGGCGUGCCCACAGACGGAGACUCCCACGCCGUCACCUACCCGCCUGCCGUCGUGGUCUACCUGGUGGACCCCUUCACCUGCACGGAGCAGAACAGCGGCUCCAGCUCCAGUGUGUGGACCCUGGGUCUCCUCUGCUGCUACCUGGACAUGCUGCAGUCCCUGCCUCCACCACUCAGGAACGCCGUGUCCGUGCAGGUGAGCCGCUCGCCACGUGCCCUUUUCAUGCCCUGCUUUCCACAUGCAUCACUGUUUGUUUUGUUUUUUGUUUUUUUUUUUCUCUCCCCCAUGCAGAUAGUCCCAUGCCAGUACCUGCUGCAGCCGGCGCGGGGCGAGGAGGAGGAGCGUCAUGCGUACGCCCAGAACCUCAAGUCCAUGGCCUUCUCCGUAUAUGCGCAGUGCCGGCGGACCGGGCCUGCCUCCACCAACGUCAAACCGCUCACGAGCUUCGGGCCUGGCCUUGCCAUCGACGCCGCCCUGCGGGUCUCCGAGAGGUCGCAGUGCACGCGGGUCUACAUGCCGCCAUUCGUCCUGGCCCCGGUGAAGGAUAAGCAGACGGAGCUGGGUGAGACUUUUGGCGAGGCCACGCAGAAGUACAACGUGCUCUUCGUUGCGUACUGCUUGUCGCACGACCAGCGCUGGCUACUGGCCAGCUGCACCGACCAGCAUGGCGAGCUUCUGGAGACGUGUGUCAUCAACGUGGACGUGCCCAACCGGGCGCGGAGGAAAAAGGGCUCAGCCCGGCGGCUGGGGCUGCAGAAACUGUGGGAGUGGUGUUUGGGCCUGGUUCAGUUCACCUCGCUGCCUUGGAGAGUCGUGAUUGGACGACUCGGCCGGAUAGGUCACGGGGAGUUGCAAGAUUGGAGCAUCCUGCUGAGUAGGCGGAGCCUGCAGUCCCUGAGCUGCCGUCUGAAGGAGGUGUGCAGAAUGUGCGGGAUCUCCAGCGCGGACAGUCCCAGCAUCCUCAGCGCCUGUCUGGUCGCCAUCGAGCCUCAGGCCUCAUUCGUCAUCAUGCCGGACUCUGUGUCCACCGGCUCCGUGUUUGGCCGCAGCACUGCCCUGAACAUGCAGACGUCCCAGCUGAACACCCCUCAGGACACGUCGUGCACUCACAUCCUGGUGUUCCCCACCUCGGCUGUGGUCCAGGUCGUCGACCUGCCCUUCAACCCCAUUCACGACGGCAUGGACGGAAUCCUGGACCUGCUCGUCUCCGAGAACGAUGUGGACCCUGACCUCAUUAACAUAUUACCAAACUCCCCCAGCGGGUCGCCUGUGCACUCGCCUGGCUCUCAUGACCCCCAUGGGGGCAGCGGCGGAAAGGGCCAGAGCACAGACCGCAUGGAGUCCCACGACGAGACGCCCAACAUCCUUCAGCAGCCCAUGGCACUGGGCUACUUCGUGUCCACAGCCCGAGCCGGCCCGCUGCCCGACUGGUUCUGGUCUUCCUGUCCCCAGGCCCAAAACCAGUGUCCCCUCUUCCUGAAGGCCUCACUACACCUGCAGUGCAGUGCGGUGCAGUCAGAUGAGCUUCUUCACAGUAAACACUCCCACCCUCUGGACUCCAGUCACACCUCUGACGUGCUCAGGUUUGUGUUGGAGCAGUACAACGCCCUCUCCUGGCUGACCUGUGACCCUGCCACGCAGGACCGCCGCUCCUGCCUGCCCAUCCACUUUGUAGUGCUCAACCAGAUGUACAACUUUAUCAUGAACUCGCUGUAAGAGAAGCAGCCUGCACUGCUGGAGGCCAGACAUUGGUCUCUCUCACACACACACACACGGCCAGACCGGUCUAGACACUUGGCAACACUUUACAGUGUCCAUCUCGUACAACUGGAGCAGAAGGGACUUUUUUCUCCUCCUCCCUAUCUAUGAGCUCAUCCUAAUGGAAUGCCUGCUAAUAUCUUGAAUAUCUUAUUUAUUGUACAUUUUUUAAUAAAUGUGUAAUUUUGUUAAUCUUUUAUAUAAGUAGAAGGUACACAUUGCCUUCCUGUUGAAAUGAAAAUGCUUCAUCAUUGUGUGUGUAAUUGUCUUAAUUGCAAGACAUGAAUGGAAACAAUACGUUUGCUGUAGGUUACUUUUUUAGAGAAAUAUUUUCUCCAUGUGAACAGACAUUUAUAAUGCUCUGUUGUACAGACAAAGUAUGCUGAACCCGUUCUUACCUUUGUGUGGUUGGGACGUCCGGAGAGGUUCUAGUUGCAUUCCUGUACAGCAGUUUUAAUUUGUUCAAAUGAGAGGACAAUGUCAGAUUAUAUAUUUUAUCAGAUUUAGAUGGUGUGUGUGCGUGCGUGUGUACACAAUCUUGUGCCACUAUGAAAUGGUGCACCCAAUGUUUUAGGAAUAAACGUGUCAACCUUA
Electrophorus electricus (electric eel) is the source of this 7760-nucleotide messenger RNA. NCBI's taxonomy places the organism in Eukaryota, Metazoa, Chordata, Actinopteri, Gymnotiformes, Gymnotidae. The record is from RefSeq and is a predicted model, not a curated record.